This is a messenger RNA of Galleria mellonella (greater wax moth), 1095 nucleotides long. It is a transcript of the gene eIF2Balpha, whose product is annotated as translation initiation factor eIF-2B subunit alpha. The coding region runs from base 146 to 1057 and encodes 303 amino acids. Gene Ontology annotation, molecular function: translation initiation factor activity; guanyl-nucleotide exchange factor activity. Gene Ontology annotation, cellular component: eukaryotic translation initiation factor 2B complex. Gene Ontology annotation, biological process: translational initiation. The transcript is spliced from 7 exons. The record is from RefSeq and is a predicted model, not a curated record. NCBI's taxonomy places the organism in Eukaryota, Metazoa, Arthropoda, Insecta, Lepidoptera, Pyralidae.
ACUGACAUUGACUAUGUUGUAGGUAUAUACGUAGGUACACCAAAGGUACACCAUGAUUUUAGGUUACGUUAUAAAUUAAACGUAAACAAUAACUUUAAUUUGUAUAAUACAUACAUAAAUUUUAAUUGCUUUGUAAUUCGUAACUAUGAAAAAAGAAGAAGUACAAGAUAUUUUUCUUAAAAUAUUGAAAGAAGAAGAAGAUGUAUCAGCAGGAGUGGCUGCUAUUAAAACACUACUUACUGUAAUAGAAAAUUAUAAAGUGACUACAGUGAGAGAGCUUGAUCUGAACCUACAACUGGCAGUGGAAGCGAUGCGGCAUUGUGACCAGCCUGUUGCUGCUAUCUCCUCUGGCUGCGAAUUAUUUAUGAGGUUUAUCACAUUUGCUAAAAUUGAUGUUAAAUCAUUUGAAGAGUGUGAGCAAAUAAUGUUACAAAGAGGUCACAUUUUCUUAAAUCAACUGUUAGAAGCCAGAGGAAAGGUUGCUGAACAAGCCUUGCCGUUUAUUAGUGAUGGAUGUAAAAUAUUAACUCAUUCUCGGUCCAGAGUAGUUUUACAAGCAAUGUUGGAAGCAGCAAAAGCCAACAAAAGAUUUCAAGUAUUUGUUACAAUGUCCUGUCCAGACAACAGUGGGGAACUAAUGCAUAAGCAACUAGUGUCUGCUGGUGUAGACGCCACUCUGAUCCUAGACUCGUCAGUGGGUUACAUUAUGGAGCAGGUGGAUAUAGUAAUGAUCGGCGCCGAGGGCGUCACAGAGAGCGGUGGAAUUAUAAACAAGAUUGGCACGUACGGUCUAGGAAUGGCCGCACUCGAGCUAAAGAAACCAGUAUACGUACUGGCCGAGAGUUUCAAAUUCUCAAGGAUAUACCCACUGAACCAACAGGAUCUACCCAUCGAAUUCAAGUACCUUUCAAGUGUCAUAAAGUCAAAGAAAAACCUCUCUCAGGAACAUCCCUUAGUGGAUUAUACCCCACCGGCUUACAUCACACUUCUCUUUACCGAUCUAGGUAUACUUACGCCCUCGGCCGUUAGUGAUGAACUUAUUAAUUUGUAUUUGUAAUUAUAUAAUUGAUUGAUUAAAAAACUGUAUAUACUUUU